Messenger RNA from Acaulospora colombiana, 2523 nucleotides. NCBI's taxonomy places the organism in Eukaryota, Fungi, Glomeromycota, Glomeromycetes, Diversisporales, Acaulosporaceae. The record is from the annotation of a GenBank genome assembly.
GGUGAUGGUUCGGGAAAAGGUGGGGAUGGUUCGGGAGAUAGUCCCCCUCCUCGAUCCCCGUUUGAAGGUAUCCAAAGGACUUUACAUGUGCUGGAAACAACUUUACAAAAACCUUCUAUACCAGAGGUUUACCCUCAGGUUUUAGCCUUGCCUAUCGCCCGAAGACCCCUGUUUCCUGGAUUUUACAAGGCUGUUGUCAUAAAGGAUCCGAAUGUCACCGCUGCGGUAAAGGAAUUGAUGAAACGUGGGCAACCUUAUGUUGGUGCAUUUUUGCUAAAGGACGAAGAAUUAGAUGUAGACACUAUAACAGACAUUUCUCAAAUUUAUAAAGUGGGUGUUUUCGCCCAGAUCACAAGCGUUUUCCCAGCUAAUGGUGGUCAGGAUGACAAUUCAUUAACGGCCGUUCUGUACCCACACCGACGUAUUCGUAUCACCGAACUUUUGCCUCCCCUUCCAAGUGGGGUCUCGGAAGCAGCCAUUGUUCCCGAAUCCGCAAAACAAAAACAUGAACCGCAAUAUGCUACCUCUUUCCUGGAAGAUUAUAACGUCUCGCUUGUCAAUGUAGAAAACCUUAAUGAUGAAACAUAUAAUAGGAAGAAUCAAGUGAUUCGCGCUAUAACAUCAGAAAUUGUCGCUGUUUUCAAAGACAUUGCAACCUUAAAUCCUCUUUUUCGUGAUCAGAUUGCCAAUUUCUCAAUGUCUCAAUCUGCGGGAAACGUAUUUGAAGAACCGGCAAAACUAGCCGACUUCGCAGCAGCAGUUUCUACGGGCGAACCAAACGAAUUGCAAGAAGUUCUUGAAAGUUUGAUCAUUGAGGAGAGAUUACAGAAGGCUUUGCUUGUUCUUAAGAAAGAGUUGGUGAAUGCUCAAUUACAAAGUAAAAUUAGCAAGGAAGUUGAAUCAAAGAUUGCCAAACGCCAAAGAGAAUAUUACUUGAUGGAACAACUAAAAGGAAUAAAAAAAGAAUUGGGAAUUGAAUCGGACGGUAAAGAUAAACUUGUUGAGAACUUUAAAGAAAAGGCCGAUAAAUUGGCAAUGCCCGAUGGUGUUAAAAAAGUUUUUGAAGAAGAAAUCAACAAGCUAGCUCAUCUGGAGCCGGCGGCUUCAGAGUUCAAUGUCACGCGUAAUUACCUUGAUUGGCUCACUCAAAUACCAUGGGGUCAAAGAUCUCCGGAGAAUUACAAUAUUAAACAUGCUAUCAAGGUGCUCGACGAAGAUCACUACGGCUUACAAGACGUGAAGGAUCGAAUUCUGGAAUUUAUUGCGGUCGGUAAACUAAGGGGUACCGUAGAAGGAAAGAUUUUAUGUUUUGUUGGUCCCCCCGGCGUCGGGAAAACCUCCAUCGGAAAAUCAAUUGCUAGAGCUUUGUCGAGACGAUUCUAUCGAUUCAGUGUAGGUGGUCUGACCGACGUUGCUGAAAUAAAAGGUCACCGUCGUACUUACGUUGGUGCCAUGCCUGGUAAAGUUGUCCAAGCGUUAAAGAAGGUUCAAACCGAAAAUCCAUUGAUCUUGAUUGAUGAAGUCGACAAAAUCGGUCGCGGUCACCAAGGUGAUCCUUCCUCUGCACUCCUGGAACUUCUAGAUCCGGAACAAAAUUCAUCUUUCUUGGAUCAUUAUAUGGAUGUUCCCAUAGAUCUUUCAAAGUUGUCCGGAUAUGUUGCUGAUGAGAAGGUGGCGAUAGCCUCAAAGUAUUUAGCGCCAACUGCAAAAGAAAUGGCAGGAUUGCAAAAUGCUGACGUUCAACUUCAAAAAGAUGCCAUUGAGUUUUUGAUCCGAUCAUAUUGUCGAGAAAGUGGCGUGCGUAAUUUGAAGAAACAGAUUGACAAGAUUUAUCGUAAAACAGCUCUCAAGAUAGUCCGUGACAUGGAUGAUGAGUUACCAAAACAGGAACUCGAGGAACUUGAGGAACUUGAUGGAACUAAAUCUGAAACCCCUGGGACACCAGAGGAUGAAGUAUCGACAACUACCGAACAACGAAAACCCUUGGACGUACCUGACAACGUACAUUUCAUCAUUACUGCCGAAAAUUUAAAGGAUUAUGUAGGUCCCCCAUUGUGGCAUUCUGAUCGGCUGUAUGAUCAAACACCGCCUGGUGUUGUCAUGGGCUUGGCUUGGACGAGCAUGGGUCCAUCGGCCGGUAUCACAAUGGCAACAUCUCUUCUUUCUCUUGCGUUAUCCAAGCCUUUGAAUCCAACUAUUGCAAUGACCGGCGAGCUUACACUAACCGGUAAAGUUUUAAAGAUUGGCGGUCUUCGUGAGAAGGCUGUGGCUGCUAAAAGAUCUGGAGUAUCAACCCUAAUAUUUCCGGAGAGCAAUACUAGCAAUUGGGAGGAAUUACCUGAAAAUGUUAAAGAGGGUCUCGUGGGUGUUCCUGUUGCUUGGUACGAUGAUGUAUUUAAGGUAGUGUUUGGGGAUACAAGUAGUGAUGACGCGAAAAAUGCUUGGGCCUCAAUGAUCAGGUCAUUUCCAGAGUAUUAUGAAAAAAAAGAGGAUGGUGUUAGAUUGGACAUUGAAGCGCGAUAA